AUGUCAUCAGUGCCAAAUUCACGGUCACCUAAUUCAUUCACCUCCUUCAGAGUUAAACCCAUGGCCGCUCCUUGGCCCUUUGUUGCAUGGGGAAUAGAUGUCAUCGGACCAAUUGAGCCAAAAGCUUCUAAUGGACAUCAAUUCAUUUUGGUCGCAAUUGAUUACUUUACCAAAUGUGUGGAUGCAAUCACUUUCAAGGCAGUCACUAAGAAGGUGGUUGUGGAUUUUGUGCAUUCAAAUAUCAUUUGCCGUUUUGGUAUCCCAAGAACUAUCAUCACAGAUAAUGCUGCAAACCUUAAUAGAAAUUUGAUGAAGGAGGUAUAUGAGCAAUUCAAAAUUGUGCAUCACAAUUCUACUCCAUACCGACCAAAAGCCAAUGGAGCUGUGGAGGCUUCCAAAAUGAAUAUCAAAAAGAUUCUCAGGAGGAUGGUUCAAGGCACCAAACAAUGGCAUGAGAAGCUGCAUUUUGCACUUUUGGGAUAUAACACAACAAUGCGCACUUCGAUUGGUGCAACUCCUUAUUUGCUGGUGUAUGAGACUAAGACUGUGAUACCCGUGGAAGUCAAAAUUUCAUCUCUUUGA
Messenger RNA from Solanum tuberosum (potato), 582 nucleotides. RefSeq lists its product as uncharacterized. The record is from RefSeq and is a predicted model, not a curated record. Gene Ontology annotation, biological process: DNA integration. Lineage: Eukaryota; Viridiplantae; Streptophyta; Magnoliopsida; Solanales; Solanaceae. Gene Ontology annotation, molecular function: nucleic acid binding. The transcript has a single exon. The coding region runs from base 1 to 582 and encodes 193 amino acids.